UGGUUUUUAGAGAAGCACAAUCCAUCUGUUGUUGUGAUUGGUGGUGAAAGCAUCAAUGAUUUUCUGGAUGUCAAGUGCUUUGGUCCUCCGGCUAUUUGUUGCCAACAGGGCCAAGUUGCUGUUCCGAGCAUCGCCGCUGCUAUUCCUUAGGUAGUUUUUGAGGCGUCUGAGGCAAGAGAAACUCCGUUUGCAUGAGGCAGAUGUCACAGGUAGAGUCAGAGAUAUGCAGAUUAGUUUGUAUAAAUCUAUAAAUGCAUCGCCGUAGGGUCUCAUUGGAGCUAGAAAUUCCACUGUGUCAUUCACUGUCUCUCCUUGCUAGAGACUCAACCAUAGCUCUCAUAUACUCACGAUUUUCUUGGGCAAUCUUUGCAUGUCCUUUGUCAAGCAUAUUUCCCAAUCUUGAACCGUCUUGUUUUCUCAGUCUGAAUUCAGCCCGUGCCUCCAUCGCAAACUUAUGGGCUGCACGUACAUGGUGGGUUUUGAAAGCUGUUGUAGCUUUCCGCCAGAUGCGGUAACUGGUGACAGUGAAGGUAGGCUCAGAAUGGAGCCCAUGUCCUCCACACAGGAAAUGCCUGCGUGCGAAGCAGAACGUAGUAUCUUUCGUGAUCGAAUAUUCUAGUUAGUGAAAACAGCCACAAGUAAAACUCCUUUGCUGAUUGCCAAACUGUUGCGAAGGGUACUUUUUCAAUGCUGGCCGACUGGGUCGUUCCUCGGGCUGCUGGCUGACACUAACAGUAUUCCCACUAGCACCAAGAGCAGCUUCAUCCACGUUCUCUUCCGAGUCCCGCUCCAUUUCUUGUUCCUCUACAUCGCCCUCACACUCCUUCGAUGAACUGCAGUCGUCCUCAUCCCCACUGACUUCUUCUGUAUGUCACUUUCAAUUAAGACAGGCUCGGGCUCAGACAACACUGAUUCCUCUGGAUGAGGUUGUUUUCUCACUAAAAAUCCAUCCAUUUUUUCCUCCAGUCCCACUGAAGGGGUUCGGCCCGAAGCGUCGACUGUACUUUUUUUCCAGAGAUGCUGCCUGGCCUGCUGAGUUCCUCCAACAUUUUGUGUGUGUUGCUCGGAUUUCCAGCAUCUGCAGAUUUUCCCUUGUUUGUGUUUUAUUUUCCUUCAUUCUUUCUCUUACACCAAGCACUUUACCCCGCCUCAGACGACGUUACUAGGGGCAUUGUGAAGUGAGGCAGCGUCAGCCACUGUUGCCCCGUUGUAAAAGGCAGCGCAACAAUGCGCCUUGUCCGGGGCAGCGGCGCCCGGGGGCAUUGUCUCGCUGGCGGGCCAGCUCUCCGUCGUUGCUGGGGUGGUCAUCCCCUGGCUGUAAAGCCGCAGUCGGGCCAGGUCGUGCAGCCGAACGGAAGGUGCUGUUGCCCGGGGAACCGAAGAGACGCCGCGACUCCGCGGGAGAGCUCGGCGCACACCGAUUGCAGUUACAGGACACGGCUCGGAGCUGCCAGACCGCCGGACGGAAGCAGUCCGAACUGGAAUCUGGAGGGCAGGUGACUGCAGUGCAUUUGAACCAUGGCAGACGUAGAAAAAAUACCUUUAAACAUAAAGAAUGUUCUUUUUUUUGAACAGACAAGCUUGAGAAAGUUUCUUAAAGAACAGAAGACGAUCCAAGAUGAUCUGCAAUCUGAACUAAGUACUUCAACCAUAAAGCCUCACCUGGUUAGAUCUCAGAAGAUCAAAAAGCAUUUAACAAUCCCUGCUUCUGAAGAGAAGUUAUAUGAAGAUACAUUGAGGCCUUUCUCUGCUUUACAGAGCACUGAGACUAUUAAAACCUUUGCUUCUUCGUACUCUAAUAUCGAUGUACAUACCAGUCACUUUGCGAGGCUGAAAUUCCCUGUGUCUCAGCUGCUGGAUGAGAUUAAUGGAAUGAUUCUUCAUUGCAAGAUUGUUGAGAUCCCAUUCCCCCAGGGGCUUGAGAACAUAUUGAAUUAUACCUGGAAGGACUUCAUCAAAGAUGUGACAUACGUCAAGAAGGGGUGGCCAACUGCUACUUGCAGAUAUGCCUGUUUGCAGAGACCAUUCAGUCAUAGGUUAGCUCUCAGUAAGAUAUCAAUUCAAAGUAUCAUUAGUGACAUUGACAAAAGCAGAUCUAACACCCAAACACCCACAGGGGAGGUGGCAGCAAAGUCAGCAAGAGGCGAUAGCAAACUUUUCGGAGCCACUCCAGUCAAAGGUAAGAAGAAAGCUAAAAGGAAACAAGGGAAAGUUGAAUCAUCCACAGUUCCCCAUCCAACAGGGUUCACAAUAAACUUCUCAAUAUCAUCCAAAGCUUCAAUGAAACAAGGCUGGAUUAUUGAGCCAUACGAUGACACCCUUGCGAAAGUCGACUGGAAGACAAUCUACGCCUUAAUGUUGGAGAAGAUUCAAGCUGCAAAUUCAAAGAUAAAAUUGCAAAGUAUGAGUAUGGCGAAGCAUGGAUUCGACAAGCCAGUGAUCCUCCUACACUAUGAAGAGGCCAGAACUGUGCCCUUGGGCAAAUACUGGAAGCAAGCGUUGGCCCCAGCGUUUGCUCUAAAGGAUGGAAAACCUCCAAUCCCAGCCAUGAAAGUAGAAAAUCCUGCAUUAAAUAAACUACAUUAUGCAUUAAAUGAUGGAUCGUGCAUCAUUUAUUAUCCUUCAGGAAAUAUCGCCGUAUGUCGCAGUCACUCUGGGCUCUCCUGUCCAGAAGCAUUUUAUACCAAUAUCUUCGAUGAUUCUGCAGUACGGCCCACCUUACUGGGCAGUUUCACACCAUUUGGAGAUGGGAGUAUUUUCCUACCUGGAGAAAAGUCAACUAUCCUGCUGUACCAUAACGAGGGUGGGCUGCUAAUUAAUGAACAUGAAAUUUCAAUGAAGCAUUGGAAAUGGCCAAAAAGAGGAAAUCUUCCUGAGCCAAUAUGGAUGCAGGUUAAUGACUACAUCACUGUACGAAUCAAUGGUCAAUUUUCAAUCAAUUUCACCUACAAAUGGCAGUAUGAGUAUAUCCGCUUCCCCCUUUCUCCCUUGCCGGAUGUAAUUCCUCCCAUGCCGGAUGAAAUGUUUAAAAGGAAGCGCUCCAGCUUUCAUAGACCAGUGGAGUUUAUUGGAGGCACACAGAGAGCCAAUAUCACAAUUCAAUCACUGCGGCAACUGCAUAAGAGGAUUAAAAACAUCAUUGAUAGCUGGAUGGAGCAUUAUAGAAAGGAAACAGGUUUGAGCCAACUUAGCCAAACUGUUGAGCCAGAUUUACAGCUUCAAAAGAACUCCCCAGCUUUGGAUCCAUUGAAUGUUCCUGCUGCCUCGAAGAAACACCUUCCAGAUUCAGCUAGCUAUAUUCGCUUCCUAACAAUCCCCGCUGUUGAGAAGAUCAAAUGCAUUCCCCGCAGUUGCACCUUUACAAGCUGGAUCCUGGACUUCAUGUUAGAUAGCCAGCAGGUUGUAAAAGUGGGCUCCCUCACCUCCACCCUGCUGACUCUCAACACGGGAGCCCCUCAGGGCUGUGCUGCAGUUCCCGAGGGUUCACAAGGAGCAGGAACCGUGGCUGCAGUCCCCGGGCUGCUGCCCUGUUAA
Molecule: messenger RNA, 3534 nt
Organism: Mobula hypostoma (lesser devil ray)
Lineage: Eukaryota; Metazoa; Chordata; Chondrichthyes; Myliobatiformes; Myliobatidae
Exons: 15
Coding region: 1519-3534 (671 amino acids)
Source: RefSeq, a predicted model, not a curated record